AGGCAGGGCGCCGACGGCGGCGGGUCUGCGGCCCGCUCGCGCGGGAACUGCAGGAGGGCCAACGCCACCUCGGAGCCGUUCGACUGCUACACGGGCAAUGGAGAGAAGUACGUUGGGCUGCAGGACAUGACCGAGACCGGCCGGAAGUGCAAGAACUGGCUCGCGCAGGGCGCCUACAGCGCCACGCUGCCGGGCAUCGGCAACCACCAGUACUGCCGGAACCCGUCGGGCGAGAAGGAGAAGCCUUGGUGCUUCACUGUGGACCCGGCCGUGGAGUGGGGGUUCUGCGACGUGAAGCAGUGCCCAGAGGACGGCGCGGCCGCCGAGCCCUGGGUGGCACCCGAGGGCUCCAAGAGCGAGGGCGAGGGCCCGUGCCCCGUGGAAGUUCCCCAGGCUCAGGCAGGAUCACGUCGUGAAGAGCACCAAAGAGGACGGGAGGUGCACGUACGAGCCGCCCGAAGACCCUGGCUUCGAGCUCUACAGAGAGGGGCGCGCAUGCACGGACCACCAGGGGGCGACCUGGUGGCUGAUCGGCAUGACCAACACGACGGUGUCGGACCCCGCGGGCUGCAAGCUGCAGUGCUCGACGCUGCCGGGCUCGAAGUACUUCACCUUCUUCGGGGG
Messenger RNA from Prorocentrum cordatum, 624 nucleotides. The record is from the annotation of a GenBank genome assembly. NCBI's taxonomy places the organism in Eukaryota, Dinophyceae, Prorocentrales, Prorocentraceae.